AUGGCAGGUGGGGCUGUAUCCGCUGUUCCAUUUACCAGGCUCAUGAAUGCCCUUGGAAGCAGAAGAAAUGGCGCGGAAUUUGCUGUCCUUAUUUCGGGCCAUAACAGUUGCAAGUCUCGAAUCUGGAGGGCUGUCAGCCCCUUUGAGAAUGGCGAAAUGUUAGGUGCAGUCCAGGCAGAUGAUCCUCUGGAUGUAUUGAGAAACAUCAGGGCGGCUAUCGCUGUCAUUCAUUAUCUCAACGACUCCAGAAUCCAUCCUGGUUUAGUGACAGCCGCAAAUAAAGUCCGCCAAGAGCUCGGCCUGGCAGAUGAAGCGUGGGAAAUGCAGGGUAAUGCCCCAGUCGAAGCUCGGGAUUGGUGGGAUCAAUGGAUUCGAGAGAGACUGAGGUUUAUAGGAUCUCAAACUAGAGCUUGGGUUGUACAGUGGGUGAGAGAAAUGCGAAAUAGAUGGGCAGUCAGGGAAGGGCAACAGGCUGUGGAGGUGCUCGACGCUUUGAGCAGGUAUACAAGUCUUGCCUCUGACAUGGAGGUCAGCCUGGAGGGUCUGGAGUAA
This is a messenger RNA of Aspergillus alliaceus, 552 nucleotides long. RefSeq lists its product as uncharacterized. The transcript is spliced from 2 exons. Bases 1 to 552 code for a protein of 183 amino acids. The record is from RefSeq and is a predicted model, not a curated record. Lineage: Eukaryota; Fungi; Ascomycota; Eurotiomycetes; Eurotiales; Aspergillaceae.